AUGGCAGAUUUGCCCUUGAAGCUACUGCUAGUCGUUAGUGGUCGGACAGCAGUUAAAUGGUCCGGUUGUGGCUGCGGCUCGAUGAUGGUGGUCAAGAAAGGCAAAAAUAAACACCACCCGCCAAACAUCGCCGCCGUAGCUCCCCCCUCCACCACCAAUCCCCAGCAAAUCACCCCCAAAUCAGAAUCACCCAAAAAACGAAAACUUCAAUCAAGCCUACCCGCCGCUCAGCGGCGAAGAACAGGAAACGAAGAGAAGAAGACUCACGGAGGGGUAAACGGAGGAAGCAGAGAGGCGCGAUGGGCUGAACAGCUUCUGAAUCCCUUAGCCGCCGCCAUGGAAUCGGGAAACGUUUCACGAGCACAGCAUCUCCUCUACGUCCUGCAAGAGUUGGCCUCCCCUACCGGAGACGCCAACCACCGUCUCGCUUUCUACGGCCUGAAAGCCCUAACCCGCUGCCUCACCGGCGGCUUCGCGGACAUGGAGCCAAAGGGGUUCCGAUCGGCAUUAAUUAAGUUCCACGAAGUGAGCCCCUGGUUCGCCUUCCCCAACUGCCUCGCGAACGCGGCGAUUGUAUCGGCGUCGGUGGGUGGGAGGAGACUGCACGUGGUCGACGCUGGGGUUUCGCAUGGGGUUCAGUGGCCGACGAUGCUGGAAGCACUGACGCGGAGGCCGGGAGAGCCGCCGGCGAUGGUGAAGCUGACUGUGGUUGAUGCCGGAUCGGGGGGGCCGUUCGGUUCGGCACCGGAAGGGUACGAUUUCGGACCGCAGCUGAUGAGGUAUGCGAAGUCGAUUGAUGUGGAUUUGAUAGUCGAAAGAGGGGAGAUGGCGGGGAGGAGACGGAGAGGGGAUGAGGAGAGAGUGGUGGUAUGCGCGCAGUUUAGGGCGGGGAGAGCGGGGGUGGGGUUUUUGAGAGCGGUGAGGGAGAUGGAACCGGAUUUGGUCGUGUUGAGUGAGGUGGAAGAAGGGGAAGGAGAUGGUUUAGGGUUAGGGUUAGGGUUCGGAAGCAGAGUGGAGGCGAUGUGGAGAUUUUUGGAGUCGACAAACGCGGCGUUUAAGGGGAGAGAAUGCGAGGAGAGGAGAGUGGUGGAAAGGGAGGCGGCUAGGGUUUUGGAGGAGGGGAGAGAAGGGGGGAGGGAGAGGUGGAAGGAGAAGAUGGAGGGGUUAGGGUUCAGGGAGGAGGAGUUUGGGGAGGAGGUGUUGGAGGUGGGGAGAGCUCUGUUGAGAAAGUAUGAUGGGAACUGGGAGAUGAUGCGGGGGAGUGAAGGAGGGGGGGUGAUGUUGUGCUGGAAAGGCCAAUCGGUUUCGUUCUGCUCUCUGUGGAAGCCGGUGAGGCAUAAGACGACGGCCACGGAGGCGGUGGCCGCGGCGGCUGGAGCUUAUGGUAAUGUUAUAGGGCAUUAUUAGGGUUGAGUGAGGGGAGUCCUUCGUGAUGUACAGGAAGAGGAAGAAGAGCUUCUCGUUGAGUGAGUGUAGCCAUUAAUGGUGCGAGAUAGAAGAAGCUGUGGAUUUGUAAUCUCAUGAUUAUGACUGUUGUUUGCUGUUAAAGAAUGGAAAAGAGAGAAUCUGAAAGGUAUCUCUCUGUUCUGAAGGAAUUGAAUUGAAUUGAAUUAAGA
Phalaenopsis equestris is the source of this 1616-nucleotide messenger RNA. Its product is annotated as nodulation-signaling pathway 1 protein-like. Gene Ontology annotation, biological process: regulation of DNA-templated transcription. Lineage: Eukaryota; Viridiplantae; Streptophyta; Magnoliopsida; Asparagales; Orchidaceae. The coding region runs from base 1 to 1407 and encodes 468 amino acids. Gene Ontology annotation, molecular function: DNA-binding transcription factor activity; sequence-specific DNA binding. Gene Ontology annotation, cellular component: nucleus. The record is from RefSeq and is a predicted model, not a curated record. The transcript is spliced from 2 exons.